CCUGGAAACUCCUCCCUCACCUCUCCUCCCACUCCGUUGUCGGGGACCACGCCUCUUUUCCCUCUCUGUUGCGUUGUGAUGCAGUAAUGGCUUAAGUCUGGCCUCAUCAUUGUCAUCCUGCCCUUCUACGUUCAUUCAUACUCUCUCAAUUUUGCCUCCCUGCACCUCCAUAUGAUUCGAAGACUUGCCUCAUUGCUGUCCCAAUAUCUAUAGAUUUCCCCAUUCACCAUGCCUAAAAGUAAUCGGCCAGCGACCUCGGGCUAUGCCCGCUUGGCUCAGGAGGAGGAAGAUAGAACCCAAGAAUACGAUUAUUCAGAUGAUGAUGACCUACACGCCUCCGGCACCAUAUCCCAGUCCGCCCCCCGAUAUGCCCCCAUCUCCUCCCGAGCCCAGAUGCAGGCCGCCGGCCUGUCCUCGCCUCCCGAACACCGACGAAGACUGAGCGGACACUAUCGCCGAGGACGGAGGAAUUCCGGAGUGGACAUCAAGGCCAUCAAUGCCCGCCUUGAGCGGUGGGCGGAGGAAAUCGCCUCCAAGUUCAAGAUCAACCGCGUCAAGGGUAAGACCUUUGAGGAGGAGAAACUAGAGAUCUACCACUCCGUCUUCCAAGCUCCGGAUGGUGUUCGACCAAUCUCGGCGGAGGCCCUCGAGUCUGACGAGAUUGAGGGGGCUGCGCGGAGAGCCCGCGACGAGUUCGAGGAAGUCGUGGAGAGUGUCCGGGUUGCCAUUGAGAUGGGGGUCCAUCCCCGGAUGAUCUCCCAAGGUAGCUCGGGUAGUUACUUCGCGCGCAACACCGAGGGUAAAGUGGUUGGGGUCUUCAAACCCAAAGACGAGGAACCCUAUGCGUCCCGCAACCCCAAGUGGACCAAAUGGAUCCAUCGCAAUUUGUUCCCCUGCUUCUUCGGACGGGCGUGUCUGAUUCCUAACCUGUCCUAUGUUUCGGAAGCAGCCGCGUAUGUUCUCGACUCGCGUCUGCGCACGGAUCUCGUUCCUUACACCGACAUUGUGUGGCUGUCCUCGAAAUCGUUCUUCUACGAUUUCUGGGAUCGCAGGAAAGCCUGGAUGGGCAAGAGGCCGCUUCCGCCCAAGGCGGGCAGCUUCCAAGUCUUCCUAAAGGGCUACAAGGAUGCCAACCUCUUCCUGCGAGACCACCCUUGGCCGGACCAGACCAACUCUGGAUUCCGAGCCGAGGAUGCCCCGAAGCGCAAGAAGCGUCCGUGGAGCGAAGCUUGCCGUCCUUCGGGCGUCCAUUCUGAUGAUGAAGACGAAGAAUACGAGGACGGUCAAGCGCGCACGCCAUCGCCCCGCGAGGAGAGCCGAGAGCGGCGGUUCUAUUGGACGGAGGCCUUGAAGCAGUCUUUCAGAGAGGAAUUGGAAAAGCUUGUGAUCCUCGACUACAUCAUGCGGAAUACGGAUCGUGGUUUGGAUAACUGGAUGAUCAAGAUCGAUUGGAGGACGGAAGAAGUGUCCAUCGUUGCAGAUCCGCCCAAGCCCAACGGGCUGCAACCGCAAGAUGAUGAAGACAUGCCCCCUGCUCGUCCGAUUUCGGUCAACUCGGACGGGACGCCUACAGCCCCCCAUCCUUACCGGCGACGAGAGGCGAUGGUGGCCGUCAGUCGCACCGGAACCCCAUUGAACUCCAACGAGCCUCAGGCGACCAUCCAGAUUGGCGCCAUUGACAAUAGUUUAUCGUGGCCGUGGAAGCACCCUGAUGCCUGGCGAAGCUUCCCCUUUGGUUGGCUGUUCCUCCCCGUCUCUCUAAUCGGUCAGCCGUUUUCGCAGAAAACCCGAGAUCAUUUCCUGCCGCUUUUGACGUCGACUGCUUGGUGGAGUGGAACUCAAAUGGCGCUCCGGCGGGUGUUCUCCCAGGACUCCGAUUUCAAGGAGAGCAUGUUUGCCCGGCAGAUUGCGGUGAUGAAGGGACAGGCCUGGAAUGUGGUCGAGACGCUGAAGCAUCCCGAUCAUGGGCCCCUCGAAUUGACGCGACGGACGCGCGUGUGCGUCUGGGACGAUCUGGUGGAUGUUCCAGUCGCUAUCCCCCUCCGCGGGCCGUCGACGGAUGCGCAGAAACGAAAGGUGAAGAGCUACGAACAUUACGAUAAGCACGCCCGUUACGACCCAGAUAACGAGGAGAUGGACAUUGGCGCAGCCAUGUCAUUGGGCACUGGCCCCGAUGUUGAUCUGCUGGGGCUGGGAUCUUCCCCGAAUGAGCUGCCCAACCCGAAUCGAUUCGAGCUCUCACGCGGCCGCGGAUCCACGUCAGGGCACGCGCGGGCUCAGUCCGGCAGUCCGGCGACCAUGGGCGACUACCGAUUUGGCCGCGACAGCAUUGACGAGCUGAGUCACGGGAGAGGCAUGGACCGAAGCUGGGCGACGCUUCCACCUCGCCCGGGCCGACACCAGAAGCACAGCUCGGUGUCCAGUUCGCGUGGGCAGGCACAUCUGAUCUUCAGCAGUGAUGACCUGGAAGGCGACCUUGGAUACGCGGCGGCAGAGGGGAUGGAAGGCAACCAACGCAAGGUCAUUGUCGAGCGACUCGAAGCCGUGAAGAGCAAGAACCCGGUGUUUACCUGGUGUUAACCUGGGUUCUUGGCUAUGAUCUUCGGGACCUUCCGCGUCUCCGCUUCUUUCCAUUCUUCUUUUUUUAUUUAGCGUGUAUCAUGAUAACCUGGCAUGAGGAGUUCUUUGCAGGGUGGUCCUUGUUGGAAAAUCUUGAUGGUUUAGUCAUAAAAUGGAAGUUGAUCUUCAAGGGAUGUGUGGGCGGUUGCCUCUCUACCUAUACAUAAUACACCACCAGUAUAUAGUUCAGCACAUUUAGAAUCUAAUACAGUGACGCG
Molecule: messenger RNA, 2837 nt
Organism: Aspergillus sclerotioniger CBS 115572
Lineage: Eukaryota; Fungi; Ascomycota; Eurotiomycetes; Eurotiales; Aspergillaceae
Product: 1-phosphatidylinositol 4-kinase LSB6
Exons: 2
Coding region: 229-2580 (783 amino acids)
Biological process (GO): endosome organization; Golgi organization; phosphatidylinositol phosphate biosynthetic process
Cellular component (GO): plasma membrane; trans-Golgi network; endosome
Molecular function (GO): 1-phosphatidylinositol 4-kinase activity
Source: RefSeq, a predicted model, not a curated record